AUGACAACUGCCAGACGCAGCAAGGCAAUGCCAACGGAUGGCCCAACGGCCAAGUUCCUCUACACGAUCAUCAAACAGCUAGACUUGAAAUCGAUUGACUGGAACCUCGUUGCAUCGCAGCUUGAAAUCUCCAACGGGCAUGCUGCUCGAAUGCGAUAUUCGCGCUUCCGACAGCAGAUGGAAGGAACCACGUCUACACCACGAACGUCUCGUCCCAAGAAGACUCCCACAAAAGCCGGCAAAGGAGCUACCAGCAAAACUGAUCUCUUGAAGAAAGUCAGCUCUCCCCAGCCACCAGUGAAACAAGAAAACCCCGGCCCUGCCUACCAGCUGAGCUCCUACAUCAAGUCUGAUCCGUACUCUCAAGAGAUCCUUAACCUGGCUAAUAUACCUCAUGUUUCGACUCAAAUGAUGACUUCACAGCCAGUGCAACCGCAGAUGGUACCAUAUCCUCCACUGACCAUGGCCCCGGGCGCCUUGACAAUGUAUGCGCCUGUUCCUACAUUUCCACCAUCACCGCCCCUGGCGUACCAUCAACAGCCUGGCCUUAACACCUGGGCCCCGAUCAAGGCUGAACCUCAAUCUCAGCCAGGGUCACCAGCGGGAAACAAAGUGAUUGAUGUUCCCGUAAAGGCAGAGCCGGCGCAAGAGCAAUAA
This is a messenger RNA of Aspergillus clavatus NRRL 1, 657 nucleotides long. RefSeq lists its product as uncharacterized. The coding region runs from base 1 to 657 and encodes 218 amino acids. The record is from RefSeq and is a predicted model, not a curated record. NCBI's taxonomy places the organism in Eukaryota, Fungi, Ascomycota, Eurotiomycetes, Eurotiales, Aspergillaceae. The transcript is spliced from 2 exons.